Molecule: messenger RNA, 1466 nt
Organism: Maylandia zebra (zebra mbuna)
Lineage: Eukaryota; Metazoa; Chordata; Actinopteri; Cichliformes; Cichlidae
Gene: polr1c
Product: RNA polymerase I and III subunit C
Biological process (GO): DNA-templated transcription
Cellular component (GO): RNA polymerase I complex; RNA polymerase III complex
Molecular function (GO): protein dimerization activity; DNA binding
Source: RefSeq, a predicted model, not a curated record
ACUGCAGUAUGAGCAUACUGUGAAAAACACCCGAUGCUGCAAUUUUGAUCUUGUCUCCCGUAUAAGAGCCAAAUUUCUCCGCGUGCAUAUUAGAGAGAAACCCCCUGAUUCAUACAGCUGCUGAUGGAGAGGAGAGAACCGUAAAGGAGGUGCGGGCGGAGCCAAAGACUCCCCGCCCACUCGGCAAAAUGGCAGCCCGCAUGGAGAACGUGGAAGAAAUUCGGAAUCGAGUAAUAUUGGGAGAAUUUGGUGUGACGAAUGUUCAUACUACGGAUUUCCCUGGAAACUACCCCGGAUAUGACGACACUUGGAACGUGGAGAAAUUUCAAAAGAACUUCAGAAUCGAUGUCGUGCAUCUGGAUGAAAACAGUAUGGAGUUCGACAUGGUGGGGAUUGAUGCAGCCAUUGCCAAUGCCUUCAGAAGGAUCUUACUGGCAGAGGUGCCUACUAUGGCUACAGAAAAGGUGUUCAUCUAUAGUAAUACCUCCAUUGUCCAAGACGAAGUCCUGGCCCACAGAUUAGGCCUCAUCCCCAUCAAAGCUGACCCUCAUCUGUUUGAGUACAGAAACACUGGGGAGGAGUCUGCAGAGGAAGAGGGUUCAGAAAUAGACACAAUUCAACUGCAGCUGAAGAUUAAGUGCAGCAGGAAUCCCAGAGCAAGCAAAGACUCAUCAGACCCACGAGAGCUGUACUUAAACCACAUGGUUUAUUCCAAGGACAUAAAGUGGGUCCCCAUCGGGAACCAGGCAGACGUGUUUGCAGACUGCUGUAUUGGGCCUGUGCAUGAUGACAUUCUGAUAGCUCAGCUACGACCGGGACAAGAGCUGGACAUUGUCAUGCACUGUGUCAAAGGAAUUGGCAAAGACCAUGCCAAGUUCUCCCCAGUGGCCACAGCGAGUUACCGCCUCCUCCCAGAGAUCACCCUCCUGGAGGUGGUGGAGGGAGAGAAGGCGGAGCGAUUAAAACAGUGCUUCUCACGAGGAGUUAUAGACCUGGAAGAUAUUAAUGGGACAAAGGUUGCCAAAGUUGUGAACAGUCGCCUGGACACAUGCAGCCGGGAAGUCCUCCGACACAGUGACCUGAAGAAUGUGGUGAAGCUUGGACGAGUGCGAGACCAUUUCAUCUUUACAGUGGAAUCCACCGGGAUCCUGCCUCCAGACGUCUUAGUCACAGAGGCGAUUAAGGUCCUCGUGGCUAAAUGUCAGAGGUUUCUCAAUGAACUGGACUCGACUGCUAUGGAAUGAAAGGAUGACUGAGCAGCCCGUCAGACCUCGGACGGUUCUUACUAUGCUGUCAGUGGAAUGACUGUGUUCAAAUAUUCUAUACUGAUAAAGAGUACACAGAAAUUUCAAAAUGCAGGUGUUUUGUUGGUAUCAUCUGAGUAUGUAUAUACAGCUUUGUCUGGUAUUUUGUAUACUUUCCAUUAAACAAAUGUUGAAUUGAAGACAAACAUCUUAAUAUUAUUG